Messenger RNA from Vespula pensylvanica (western yellowjacket), 2997 nucleotides. Its product is annotated as sodium-independent sulfate anion transporter. The transcript is spliced from 11 exons. Gene Ontology annotation, biological process: transmembrane transport. Gene Ontology annotation, cellular component: membrane. The record is from RefSeq and is a predicted model, not a curated record. NCBI's taxonomy places the organism in Eukaryota, Metazoa, Arthropoda, Insecta, Hymenoptera, Vespidae. Gene Ontology annotation, molecular function: sulfate transmembrane transporter activity. The coding region runs from base 724 to 2637 and encodes 637 amino acids.
UCGUGAUAAAAAUAAUCGAAUAUAAAACGAUUGUUUGAGAAAGAUAUAUGACUGACAUAAGAAAGACAACAAAAAUAUAAAGACAAGGAAUGAUUUUCGGUAUAUGUCUAAAUAUAUGUUCUUCGGUAUUUAUUUAGGAAUUUUCCAUACAUAUUCAAUUUGAUCUUUAAAAGUUACCGAUACUCGAGUGGAUAGACAAUUGGCACGUAUCGUGAUAGUGGCUAAUUUGAUUUUUCGCCUUAAAAAAACGCACAAGUUCAUCGAUAGAACGAUCCGAAUCGUUAUUAUUAUCUGUCUCGGUCCAAGGUUUUCUUCCUCAUUUUGAAAAUGUUUAUCAAUGUGUCAACAGAAGAGAGUUAUUAAGGAAGGAGAAAUACGGAGAAAGAGAGUACGUCGGUGCUCGUUAGCGAAAAAAAAAAUAACACGAUCCAAUUGAAAGAAGAAGAUGGCGUUUACUUACAGCUUUAAUGAAUAGGUUUGAUGAUAAGGGUUUGGAAGACACGAACGAUACCUACUUACAAAAUGAUAUGCAAGCGAUUCGUAUUUCCGUGCUGGCCAGACAAACAUUGUUCCAUUGCGCGUUCUCUCCUUGAACAGAGAUCAUUCGCAGAAUCGCAAGAAUCGGAUCGCGUCAAUUUUGAAAUGAGUUAACUCUUGUCGCGAAAUCUCUUUCAGUUUAUAUAUCUUCGAUAGCCUAUCAGUGCCCGAGAAGGAUCGCCAGCAAUGUCAGUGCCCAGGAAGGAUUCCAUCUCGACGGAAGAUGCCAAAAGGAAGAAAAAAAAGAAGAACUUUAGUGCAAACUCGAGAAAAUAUUUGUUGAUACUGCAAUGGCUUCCAAAGUACAAUCAAUUUCAAGCUAUAUCCGACGUUAUAGCCGGUAUUACGAUAGGACUCACCAUGAUACCGCAGAGUAUCGCUUACGCUGCACUGGCUGGAUUAACUGCUCAGUACGGCCUUUACUCGUCGUUCCUCGGUGGUUUCAUAUAUCUUCUACUCGGAACCACCAAAGAAGUCUCCAUCGGUCCUACAUCUUUGAUGUCUCUCUUAACGAUGGAAUACACGCAUGACAUGCCGAUAGACUUCGUUGUACUCCUUACAUUCUUGGCUGGAUGCGUAGAGUUAACAAUGGGCUUGUUGAAUUUAGGUUUUUUGGUGGACUUCAUUUCCAUCCCUGUUACGUCGGCAUUCACUUCGGCAGCGGCAAUUAUUAUAAUCGUUGCCCAGAUUCAGGGUCUCUUAGGUCUGAGAUACAAGUCGUACAACAUAAUCGAUACCAUGAAUAAAACGUUUAAAAACAUAGAGAAGGUUCAUUUGCCCGACGUAGCACUCAGUUUUUCUUGCAUAGUUUUUCUUUUACUCUUCAGGAAACUGCAAGACUUUGGAAACAAGACUGGGAACAAGGAAAUUACGAGAACGAAAAAGAUUUUGUGGUUUCUUUCUAUUGGUCGCAAUGCUCUUGUCGUCUUAAUAACAUCAAUUAUAUCGUUUAAUUUGACAUUGCAGGAAUCUUCUCCAUUUACUCUUUCAGGAAAAGUGAAACCUGGAUUACCAGCUGUAUCUGUACCACCGUUUUUAUCCCAAAUCGGAAAUCGUACAUACACAUUUUUCGAUAUGUGCUCCCAUUAUGGAUCUGGCAUAUUUAUGAUACCAAUCAUCGCUGUCUUGACAAACGUGGCGAUUGCAAAAGUAUUUGCAAGCGGUAACUCGUUAAACGCAAAGCAAGAAAUGUUAACGCUCGGCAUUUGUAAUAUACUUGGAAGUUUCUUUUCGUCAAUGCCAACUUGCGGAGCAUUGACAAGAAGUGCAGUAAGUGCUGCGAGCGGUAUACAGACGCCUAUGGCGGGAUUGUAUACAGGAAUCUUAACAUUGUUAGCUCUUAGCUUUCUAACGCCUUACUUUUACUAUAUACCACGUGCGACGCUCGCAGCGGUAUUAGUAAGCGCCGUUUUCUUUAUGAUCGAUUUACGAAUAUUCAAAGUUCUUUGGAAAGGAUCCAGAAAAGAUGCAAUAGCAGCUAUAGUGACGUUUGUAGUUUGUAUAGUUUGUAACAUUGAAGUAGGACUUCUCCUUGGUGCAGCGCUUAAUAUAAUUUUUUUACUUCAUCCAUCGGCUAGACCAAAUCUAAGUACCAUUGAGUGCAAGACAGAUUUGGGAAAUGAAUACCUGAUACUUAAACCUGACACAGGAUUUUAUUAUCCUGCAGUAGAUUUUCUUUCCAACAAAUUAGAGACAAUAGCUACCAAAUAUGAGGAACAAGUACCGUUGCUCGUAGAUUGUGAAAGAUUUCAAGGCUUUGAUUAUACCGCUAUAAAGAGUAUGGAAAGAUUAUCGAAACAAUUGAAUACUAAAACGCAAAGAUUAUGGCUAUUAAAUGUUAAGCCAGAAGUUAUAAAAACUAUUUCAAUAUUAGCAGACAAUAAAUAUUUUCUUUUUAUCAAUGAUCAUAAAAGUAUUAAGUCUUUUGUAGAUGAAGUAAAAAAAAAUACCGAUGAACAAAAUCUUGUGGACGAGGAAAAUCAACUAAUGAAAAAUACUGAAAAAGAAAAUCUAGAAAUGGAAGGCUAUGAAGAUUCUAAUGGAAUAUUUAAAAAGAGAAAUGAUGAUAUGAAAGAAUCUGAUAAAGUGUCAUUGCAUUAAUAAAACGCUUGAUAGAGAGCUUGGAUAACUGUUAUGUGUACAGCUGAAUCGUCAUAAGAAUGAAUAAAUUAUUGAUAAAUUAUACAUAAGAUAGUAGUAAUAUUAUAUCAAGAAAUGUUUACGUAAAUUAGUCAAUGAUAUUAAAUUUCUAUUGAGUGAUUCUUAGUUAUAUUAAUUAAUUCAACGCACAGAACUUAUUGUAAUGUAUCAUAGAAAAGAUGGAUAUUAUUACGGAAAAAAAAAAACGUUACAGAAGUAAACAGGUACAGAAUUGAAGUAGUGUAGUAAUAGGUUUUCGAAGCAUUAAUGUGCCCAUGAAUUAAACAUUGGUUUAUUAAAAAAUUGAAUACAGAGAAAAAA